This is a messenger RNA of Peromyscus maniculatus bairdii (prairie deer mouse), 1344 nucleotides long. It is a transcript of the gene Mblac1, whose product is annotated as metallo-beta-lactamase domain containing 1. NCBI's taxonomy places the organism in Eukaryota, Metazoa, Chordata, Mammalia, Rodentia, Cricetidae. The record is from RefSeq and is a predicted model, not a curated record.
ACCACUUUAAGAGCUGGGGGGUGGCAACGAGUUGAGACGGAAAGAGUGGCCGGGCUUGCGGUAGGUGGGAAUUCGGAGGUGCUGGGCAGCCGUCCGUGGCUGGGUAUAGUCCCUUCCCCUGCCAUGAGCGGUCCAGUGCGGACCGAGCCGCUGCACGGUGAGACCCCUCUGCUGGCGUCCAGCGACUCCUACUCGGUGGUGGUUCUGCUGCGCGGCUACGCGGAGCCGCAGGGGACCGGCGACGCGGUGCGUGCUGAUGGCACUGUGACCCUCGUCCUGCCCCGGGCCUGGGCCUCGGAUUCCAGCCGCCGAAGGUCCCCGUCCGCAGACGGCGGCGCGAAGACUGCCCUGGAGGAGGCGGUGCGUGGCCCCAUCCUCGUGGACACCGGGGGCCCCUGGGCUCGGGAGGCGCUGCUGGAAGCCCUGGCCAGGCAGGGCGUGGCCCCCGGAGACGUGACUCUGGUGGUGGGGACCCACGGGCACUCGGAUCACAUUGGGAACCUAGGGCUGUUUUCCCGGGCGGCUCUGUUAGUGUCCCAUGACUUCUGCCUUCCCGGGGGCCUCUAUCUGCCUCAUGGGCUGUGUGAAUUGCAGCCCUUGAAACUGGGCUCCGGACUGCAGGUGUGGGCCACGCCGGGCCACGGAGGACAGCGGGACGUGAGUGUCGUAGUGGAGGGCACCAGCCUGGGCACCGUGGUGGUGGCUGGUGAUGUGUUCGAGCGCCUUGGGGACGAGGACUCCUGGCAGGCCCUGAGCGAAGACCCAGUAGCUCAGCAGCGGAGCCGGGAGAGGAUCCUGGGUGUGGCUGAUGUGGUGGUACCUGGUCACGGAGCCCCCUUUCGGGUGGUCAGGGGAGCAGUGAAGAGUUCGGAGGAUUUGGUAUGUGAAGACAAGGAGGCCGCUUAACUGGACUCCUAUCAGGAAAGCCCCUCCAGCGAGGAACUGGAGCCAGGGAGACCCAGAGGACACCGUCAGAGCAAGCAAGACUUGUCACUUGUCAUGUUCAGCUUUGCUAGGAGGCAGCUUCCAAGCAGGAUGGAGUGACUGGCAUCAGUCACCUUUAUCACUGUCUGCAACCUAAGUAGGACGAAGGACUGGCUCAACUCUGCAUCUUCUGUGAGCCUCAGUAAAAUGCAGGAAAAAAAAAAAAACUUUUUUAAUUAAAAUAUUUAUGGGAUGUGUGUGUGUGUCCGUGAAGGACUGAAGGCAACUUGGAGGAGUCGGUCUCUCCACCCUGUGGGUCCCCAGGAUUAAGUUCAGUUCGUCAGGUUUGGUGGCAGGCACCUUUACCUUCUUGACGAAUAUUCUUGUUAAGAUCUUCCAAAAUAAAAAAGGAGACUGGAA